This is a messenger RNA of Onthophagus taurus, 1578 nucleotides long. RefSeq lists its product as uncharacterized. Gene Ontology annotation, biological process: glutathione catabolic process. NCBI's taxonomy places the organism in Eukaryota, Metazoa, Arthropoda, Insecta, Coleoptera, Scarabaeidae. Gene Ontology annotation, molecular function: glutathione gamma-glutamate hydrolase. Gene Ontology annotation, cellular component: plasma membrane. The record is from RefSeq and is a predicted model, not a curated record.
UUAAGAUAGAUUAAGUCGAUUAAGUAAACGCUGGCGUAACAGCACGUAACAGUUCUUAAAGUGUGAUUCAUAUAAUACCGUUAUUAUUUUUAUUAUUAUAAGAAAAUUUAUAUUAUUAAAUGAAAAACUUUAAAAGAAUGGCUACAAAUUCUGAUGGAAGAGAACUAAAUGAAAACGUUCCGUUAAAGAAAACAGAAAAGAAAACUUGUUUUCAGUACUUAAUUGAAGGACCUAGAUUUAUAACUACUGCAUUUGGAGUUUUCUCAAUAGUUAUAACCAUUGCUUUAUUAAUACAGAUUUAUUAUGGCGAUUUCCAAGUGGUUCCGCAUGGUUCCGUAGCAACUGAUAGCAGGGAAUGUUCACUUAUUGGGACACAAAUUCUAAAACAAAGAGGGAAUGCUGUGGAUUCGGCUAUUGCCUCUGCAUUUUGUCUUGCGGUGGUUAAUCCUCAUACUUCUGGUUUAGAUGCUGGUGGUCAAAUGAUUAUUUACAACCACAGGACACGAGAAAAUGCAAAAGUAAUAGAUUUUAGUACUCGUUUUCAAGAUUUUCCAAGACUUUUAGUAGGGAUGGUUAAAGCACACAGUUAUUAUGGACAGUUAGCUUGGGCGAAAUUGAUUGAACCAGCAGCUGACUUAGCAAUGAAAGGUUCUUUCGUAUCAAAACAACUCCAACAAGCAAUAAAAAACGCAAAGUUACAAAAAUUAUUCCCAUCAAUUCAAGCUGGAAGUAAACAUAAACAAAAAGAUUUAGCGAAUUUUUUAAAAACCACCAUGGAUCUUCCCGAUAUAUACAACCAAAUAAAAACGUUCAAUCAAAGUUUGGAUGAAUCAAAACGAAGAUCGUUUAAAAAUUAUAACGUUUUUGUUCCGGAUGAUGUUUACGGAGAUGAUUUUGUAACCUGGUUAAAUAAAGUUGAAGAUUUAAAUGAUUCUGAAGAAAUUGUGGAUUUUACUUAUGUUUUGGCUAAUUUAUCGAUUGAGUUAUUUGAACAUACUAAGAAAGAAAGAAAGCUUUUUGGGGAAACAACAACAAAUGUUGCUGUUAUGGAUCAAAACGAUUUAUAUGUUUCUUUAGUCAUGGGACUUUCAGAACCGUUUGGUUCAAAAAUAUUCACUGAAACUGGUUACAUUCCUGAUUUGGUGGACACUUCAAGUUUUUUGCCCCUAAUAUUAAUCAAUCGAGAUUUUAUUUGCGCAAAACGAUUCGUGUUGGGGACGCGAAAUCUUAUUACAGCGCUUCAAAUUGUUUCUGGAUUAAUUAUUGAUGGGGAUAACUCAACAGUGGUCAUUGAAAAACCUAGAUUCGAUAUUUUACUGAACAAAUUUAUUGGAUAUGAAGAAUAUCAUUCUCAAACUUUUAACGGGGAUAUAAUUGCGGAUUUGAUGAAGUUGGGGAAUCCAACUUAUCUUCAAGAACCUUAUUCGAGUUGCAAUAUAGUUGAAAAGAUCUCGGAUGAUUUGAAUUCGCAUUCGGAUAGUCGCGGAGGUGGAUUCGCGAGCAGGUUUUAAUUAAAUCCUUUUUUAUAAUAUAUUUAUUUAUUUUUGUUCUUUUUUUAAUAAUAAUAAAUACUUUAGU